AUGAGGGGAGAGAAUUCAGAACCAACCCGCAUUCCCAUACCCGCAUUCCUCUCCAAACCAGACAAUGCCUCUGUCCCCCACUUGCCCACCACCGCAGAUCACUCUCUCCGGCCACUCCACAAGCGCCGCCGCAGCAGCAGAGACCAAACCACCACUACCGGGAAGAAGACGAAGACGAUAAAGGAAGAUCGCUGUGAUGAUGAGAAAGUAGAAGAAGAUCAUGAAGCGGGAGAAGAAGAAGACAAGGAGGAGAUAGAGAGGAAGAUAGAGGCAUUACAGAGGAUAGUUCCCGGCGGCGAGUCCUUAGGAAUGGACAAGCUGUUUGAUGAAACUGCAGAUUAUAUAAUGGCAUUGAAGUACCAAAUCAAAGGCUUAAGAGCUCUCUCAAGCUUAUUCGAGAGGUUAGAGAAGGACAAGUCCAAACUUGGAGGUUGAAAUCGAUCAUCUUCUUAAUCCCUACUUCUCGAUCAAUCUUAUAACACGACCAAUCACUUAGAUUCUUUCUUUCUUUCUUUCUUCUUAAGCUUUUUGUUGUUUCCCUAGCUUUUACUGCUGCUCUUUCAUUGGGAUCAACGAACAUCUCCCAUGCCUUCACAUUAGAUUUUGGAAAUUAAUUAAAAGCCACAGUUCUUGUUAGUUCUUACUGUGUUCUAACAACUUUGGUUCAUCACCACCGGGAUCAUAUCAGUUUGAAGAAAAGAAAUGAAUCUUAAUUAAUUAAAUGCCCAUGUUAAUUAAUGGGUUGAUAUUACUACUUUUCACAUGGCUUGUAUUUAAUUAGGAGUAACA
Messenger RNA from Neltuma alba, 789 nucleotides. Its product is annotated as transcription factor PAR2-like. The coding region runs from base 1 to 435 and encodes 144 amino acids. The transcript is spliced from 2 exons. Gene Ontology annotation, biological process: regulation of DNA-templated transcription. Lineage: Eukaryota; Viridiplantae; Streptophyta; Magnoliopsida; Fabales; Fabaceae. The record is from RefSeq and is a predicted model, not a curated record.